Molecule: messenger RNA, 886 nt
Organism: Procambarus clarkii (red swamp crayfish)
Lineage: Eukaryota; Metazoa; Arthropoda; Malacostraca; Decapoda; Cambaridae
Source: RefSeq, a predicted model, not a curated record
GACGCGCGUGCCAUUUACAGCGCAUCACUGGGGAGGUCAGCCUAGGUGCUAGUAAACAGAGAAAUGAUUAUUACCAUAGGACGUCUGGAAAUGACGAGUUAAUUAAGAUUAAAAGAAAGGAAUGGAGAGCAGGGUGGAGGGUGCUGUGACACCGGGCCGUUCAGUGCCCCAGACGGACAGUACAGUACUCGACUGGAGCUUGUUUCACACACACAUCAACCCUCCCAUACCCCAUAACUAUGGCCAUUAACAACGUAGCGGUUCCAUGGUCUCUCCUGCUGGUGCUCCUGCUGGUGCUGGAGUUAUGUGUGCUCGUGACGCCCAAGGAAGAGGUGCCUGACACUCCCCCAGCCGUCCCCAAGGAGGCCUUGAACGCUAUGGUUAUGAGACACCUGAAGCAGUUUCACCAGGUGGGGGAGGAUCAGGAUGUAAUGUGGAAAAAGGAGUUAUGGCCUCCUACACCAAAUGAGGACUAUGAAAACCUUUUGUCUGAUGGCGAAGACACCUUCAACCCCAUGGUCCUUGCUCUACGCCAUCUGGCUGGACACAACAUGGAGAGUCUUGUUGCGGGCACAGUCUGGGACACACACUCUGAUGGGGAUGACGGUGCUGAUGAUGGUGAUGACACCAACAGCAGAAGCUCCAGGGCACCCUCCUCCAUCUUCCACCCCUCUGCUCUGUUGAACCCUAUGCACAGAGACCAAGAAGAAUGAUAAUACAGGCAGAUAGAUACCUCAACUACAUCCCCUCUCCUUCUCAUUAGCCUCUUGUACAUGGAAAUUAUUGCUAUGUGUACUGUAUUGUGAUCUAAAGAGUUGCUGGCAUAAAAACCAUUAUGGCAAGUGUUUAUUAUUCCAUACCAUAAAUAUACUCUUCUAUGAGCAAA